This is a messenger RNA of Paracoccidioides brasiliensis Pb18, 1782 nucleotides long. RefSeq lists its product as uncharacterized. The coding region runs from base 1 to 1782 and encodes 593 amino acids. The transcript is spliced from 3 exons. Gene Ontology annotation, molecular function: propionyl-CoA carboxylase activity. The record is from RefSeq and is a predicted model, not a curated record.
AUGGCAAAAGUCGAUCCCUCAAAGGGUAGUCUCAAGGAAGCAGAUCCCGCAAACUCUGCGAACCAGGCUACAAAUCGACUUACCCAGCUCUCAUCGCACCUAUCGCCAAACCCGCCAAACCCGCCUAACUAUCGCAAUACAAAAAACAAAAAAACCAAGAAGAAACAGACAACCCUCCCAGCGGACUACUCGGACGUUUUCGGUCAACUUGACACCCUCCGUACCUUAGCAGCAACCCCCGACGUCAAAAACAGAGGCUAUAUCCGACAAAAGCAGGCAGGAAAACUAUGGGUUCGUGAGCGUAUCGAUCUACUCCUGGACCCGGGAACUUUUCGCGAAAUAGGAUCCGUCAGCGGCACAGUGACAUGGAAGCAGACCAGUCCCCUGACGGAGACACCUGUGGCAUUUACACCCAGCAACAAUUUGCAGGGUAUGGGGAAGUUAUGGGGUCGACCAAUAGUCUUCACGGCGGAUGACUUCAGUAUCCGCGGUGGACAUGCAGAUGGCGCGACGGCGGAGAAGACAAUGUAUGUAGAGAAGAUGGCAGUUGCCAUGAAAUUGCCAAUUGUGAAGCUGGUGGAUGGGAGUUCGGGGGGUGGGAGUGUAACGACUAUUCGGAAGGAGGGGUGGUCGUAUGUGCCGCAUGUUCGUUCGUUUGGUCCGAUGGUUGAGCAGCUUAAUGCUGGGGUGCCAAAUCUGGGGGCGGUCCUUGGGCCAGCGAUUGGGCUAGGAGCAGCGAGAGUAGUUUCCUGCCAUUUCUCAGUCAUGGCUGCAGAUGUAGGGGCUCUCUUCAAUGCCGGUCCAAAGGUCGUUGAAGGGGCCACCUUUGAGGAAGAUCUUGAUUUCCAAGAUUUAGGCGGUCCAUUGAUGCAUUGUACAAACGGUACAAUAGAUAAUCUUGCCGCAAACGAAAAAGAAUGCUUUGAGCAGCUUAGAACUGUUCUGGGAUACUUGCCUAACUCAGGCAAUGAGUCACCACCUGUGGUUCCGUGUAAUGACCCAGAAGACAGACAAGACAUUGGCCUUCGAACAAUCAUCCCACGACGGCAGACAAGAAUGUAUAAUCCCCGAACAAUCAUCACUUCUGUGAUAGAUCAAGGAUCCUGGUUUGAAAUCGGAGCACUAUGGGGAACGACAUCCAUCACUGGUCUUGCUAGACUGGGAGGUCGACCCGUUGGAAUCAUCUCUUCGAACUGUGAAGUCAACAGUGGUGCAUUAGAUGCAGCAGGAAGUCAGAAACUAACCCGAUUAUUGAAACUUUGUGACGUGAUGAACCUUCCAAUCCUUCAAUUUGUUGAUGUCCCUGGAUAUGCCAUUGGCACCGUAGCAGAAAGGACAGCAACUAUGCGAUGGGGGGUAGAGCUUGGUAAGACUUAUUUUUCCACAACAACCCCCAUUUUUAGUGUUAUUACAAGGAGAGUGUUUGGUGUGGCUGGCGGUAUUAUGGUUGGAUGUCGAGAACCCGCAAUGCAAAUCGCGUGGCCAUCCGGACAGUGGGGUUCACUGCCCUUGGAUGGAGGAAUUGAAGUUGGUCAUCGCCACGAGUUGAGAGAGGCAGAAAAAGUGGGCAAAAAAGCAGAACGAUACAAGGAGCUCGAGGAGGAAUAUCUGCGCCUCAUGAACCCCGUUAGGACCGCGAAUGCAUUUGGCGUGGAAGAAAUUGUUGAUCCGAAGGACACACGAUUGAUAUGCUGUGCAUGGGCGAAGCGUGUAUAUGACAUCCUUAUCCCUGAGCGCCUGUCGGAUCGAGCAAAUGGGAGGAUUCACCCAAAUUUCUUUUAA